Molecule: messenger RNA, 2432 nt
Organism: Brassica napus (rape)
Lineage: Eukaryota; Viridiplantae; Streptophyta; Magnoliopsida; Brassicales; Brassicaceae
Product: wall-associated receptor kinase-like 8
Exons: 3
Coding region: 127-2301 (724 amino acids)
Biological process (GO): cell surface receptor signaling pathway; protein phosphorylation
Cellular component (GO): plasma membrane
Molecular function (GO): protein serine/threonine kinase activity; calcium ion binding; ATP binding
Source: RefSeq, a predicted model, not a curated record
AAAGAAAAGCACCACCAUGGUUGCUUGUUUUCAUUAGUGACUACUUAAGCAGUUGAAAGAAAGCACAAGAGAAAGCACUAUCUUCUUUGUGUGAGUGUGAGUGAGAAAGAGAGAGAGAGAGAGAGAAUGGAUUGUAAUCUGAAACUUUUCUUUUUUGCAUUUUUUCUAUCUCAAAUCCAUGGAUACAUAGUUGCUUCUACUUUCCCUCUUGAUUUCCCUGUUGCAUUACCUAGUUGCAUAGACCGGUGCUACCGUACUGAUGUUCGUGUUCCUUACCCUUUUGGGAUAGGCAAAGGUUGUUACAAGAACAAAUGGUUCGAGGUUGUCUGCAACCGCUCAUCACGCCUCUCUCUUCCUUACCUGCCAAGCAUCGGACUGGAGGUUGUUUCGUUUUCCCUUACAGACGACUUUAUAUAUGGCUAUCGUUAUUACAAGAGCAACGGGUUUCAAAUUCAGAGUCCAACGAGGAAUUUAGGCUGUUCAUAUGGAAUAGACUAUAUCCGAUCUUUGAAUCUAACGGGGAGUCCAUUCUUCAUAUCAGACAAUAACAGGUUCACUGUUGUUGGAUGUAACAUCAAAGCGAUGAUGGUGGGAACAGGGCCCCAAACUGUUGGAUGUGAAGCGAGAUGUGGGAAUGAGACCCAGUAUUACAAAGAUGCUGACAAGAGCUGUGUCGGAUAUAAGUGCUGCCAGACCAAAAUACCGCCUGGUCUUCAAGUGUAUGAUUCAACUGUGGAGAAACUGGGACCUGGUAAAAACUCAUGUCAGAUGGCCUACUUGUCACGAGAGGACUUCACAAGGUACGAGCUUAAUUCAUCCGAUCUAACAAAUCACUAUACCCUGAACAUGGAUCUGGAAUGGCGUCUUGAAGUUUCCCCCAAGAUCUCUCCAGAGAGUUCACAAUGCGAGAUUAGUACAAGCGUAAUCCGCACGGAUGAUCAGUAUAAGUAUCAGUGCAGCUGCAAAAAUGGUUAUGAAGGCAAUCCUUAUCUACCUGGUGGAUGUCAAGACAUUAAUGAAUGCAAAACUAUAUAUGGAGUGUGUGGAAAGCACAGGUGUGUGAAUGUGCCUGGAUCAUUCAGAUGUGAAAAAACAUGGCCAGCCAUUCUAGGUGGAACUCUAAGCUCCGGAUUGUUGCUUCUAGUCAUUGGAACGUGGUGGCUAUGCAAGGUUAAUAAAAAGGAGAAAGCAGAGAGGCAGAAGAGGAAGUUCUUCAAACGAAAUGGAGGUUUGUUAUUAGAGCAACAAACAUUCUCCCAUCAAGGCAGUGUCAACAAAACAAAACUGUUCAGCUCCAAUGACCUGGACAAAGCAACUGACAGAUUCAACGCGAGCAGAAUACUAGGGCAAGGCGGCCAAGGUACAGUUUACAAAGGGAUGUUGGAAGAUGGGAUGAUCGUUGCCGUCAAAGUCUCCAAAGCAUUGAAAGAAGAUAAUCUCGAAGAGUUCAUCAACGAGAUCAUCCUUUUAUCUCAGAUCAACCACAGAAACGUUGUCGGGAUCUUAGGUUGUUGUCUUGAGACAGAGGUGCCUAUGCUGGUGUAUGAGUUCAUUCCCAACGGAAGCCUUUUCGAUCAUCUUCAAAACCCAUCAGAAUACUUCCCAAUGACUUGGAAAGUACGUCUCUGCAUCGCCUGCGAAGUAGCUGAUUCACUAUCCUACCUGCAUUCAGCCGCAUCUGUUCCGAUUUAUCACAGAGAUGUCAAGUCAACAAAUAUCUUGUUGGAUGAGAAGCACCGCUCAAAGGUAUCAGAUUUUGGGAUUUCGAGGUCCGUUGCUAUUGAUGAUACUCACCUGACGACGAUAGUGCAAGGAACAGUUGGAUAUGUAGACCCGGAGUACCUCCAGUCAAGCCACUUCACAGGGAAGAGUGACGUCUACAGCUUUGGCGUUGUGCUCAUUGAGCUUUUAACCGGAGGAAAACCUGUCUCUGUACUGAGGCCACAAGAAGUAAGGAUGUUGGGAGCUUACUUCCUCGAAGCCAUGAGGAAUGAGAGACUUCAUGAGAUUCUCGAUGCUCGCAUCAAGGAGGAAUGUGAUCAAGUGGAAGUACUUGCAGUAGCCAAACUAGCGAGAAGGUGUUUGAGCUUGAACUCAGAGCAUCGCCCUACCAUGAGAGAAGUCUUCAUAGAGCUGGAUAGGAUGCAAUCCAAGGGAAAUGGCGCUCAAAGCCUAGCAGAAAAUGGUGAAGAGCACACACACAUCCAGAUAGCAAUACCAGAGUCUAUGUCACUCAGUUACUCUUCUCCGUGUACAGUCUUACCGGACUCAAAACCACUCAUGACUCACAAUACACAGUGACUGGAAUAACCUUCAAGGUCUUAUUACUCGUGCGAAUGUACUCCAUAAGUUUAUCCAAUAGUUCCUGUAUGUAAUUUAUAAGACUUCAUGUAGCAAAAUCAAGGAAAUAAGCGAAGAAAACCUUUGUAUAA